Ziziphus jujuba (common jujube) is the source of this 1768-nucleotide messenger RNA. RefSeq names its product anthocyanidin 3-O-glucosyltransferase 5-like. Lineage: Eukaryota; Viridiplantae; Streptophyta; Magnoliopsida; Rosales; Rhamnaceae. The coding region runs from base 196 to 1647 and encodes 483 amino acids. The record is from RefSeq and is a predicted model, not a curated record. Gene Ontology annotation, molecular function: UDP-glycosyltransferase activity. The transcript has a single exon.
UUGUCAUCUAGACAAUUCAAGGUAGCGCACUUAACUAAAGUGAGUCAUUUUUACGGUACAAAUAUGACAUUUGAUGCAGACCAAAUUAUUAAGUUCCAUUGUCCUCUUGUUCCAUUCUCAAACGCUUUCUCUUGAAACUCCCAAAAAAAGGGAAAAAAAAAAAAAAAAUCUAUGAAACCCAGCGAAGUUUGAACCAUGGUUUUGGCAGAAUCAGAGAUCGCUACUACACCUCACGUAGCGGUGGUCUCAAGCCCAGGGAUGGGACACAUCAUUCCUCUGUUCGAGUUCGCAAGAUGCCUCGUCACUCUUCAUGGUCUCCAUGUAAGCUUCCUCAACAUCACCACCGAAGCUUCCACCGCUCAGAUGCAGCUCCUCCAUUCUCCGAACCUUCCGUCCGGCCUUGAUGUGGUCGAUCUCCCUCUCGUCGACUUAUCCACACUCGUAAGCAAAGAUGCACUGGUCUUGACCCGUCUAUCUAUUAACGUAGAACAAAGUUUCGGUUGCCUGAAGUCUGUCCUCCUCAACUUGGGUAAGCUUAAUGCUCUUGUCAUUGAUCUGUUUUGCACCCAGGCUUUCGACGUUUGCAAAGAGCUUUCAAUUCCAGUCUACUCCUUCUGCACGACGUCUGCUGCUUUUCUUGCUUUCUCGCUUUAUAUCCCUACCAUGGACCGCGAGAUAGAGGGAGAGUAUGUGGAUCUUCCAGAACCGGUUCGGUUACCGGGUUGCUCUCGCGUACGGAUCGAAGACCUUCUCGACCAAGUUCGGGAUCGGAAAAAUGACGAGUACAAAUGGUACAAGUACCACGUCAGCAGGUUGCCCAAGGCAGCUGGGAUUUUAGUCAACACGUGGGAGGAUCUAGAACCUAUUGCGCUUGGAGCCAUCAGGGAAAACCCCGUCUAUACAGAAAUACCGACGCCCCAGAUUUACCCGGUUGGACCGUUGAUUAAAGAUAUCGAGCCGUUGACGGCAUCGGACGUUGACUGUUUAGCGUGGCUGGAUAAGCAACCGACAGACUCGGUCAUAUUCAUCGCGCUCGGUAGCGGCGGGACGUUGUCAACUCAGCAACUCACCGAGUUUGCGUGGGGUUUAGAACUGAGUGGACAGCGGUUCAUUUGGGUCGUCCGAUUGCCAUCUGAUAUAGCUUGUGACAUGGCUUCGUUCUUUUGCGCGGGUGAUGGCGAAGCAAUUAAUGACGGGAGGGAAAUGGAAUAUUUGCCAGAGGGAUUCUUGGAAAGGACCAAAGAGGUGGGUCUCGUUGUAUCGUCUUGGGCCCCACAGGUGGCGGUGCUAAGCCACCCAUCGACCGGCGCGUUUGUAUCGCACUGCGGAUGGAACUCAUCGCUGGAAAGCGUCAGGUGCGGAGUCCCGAUGAUCGGUUGGCCGCUUUACGCGGAGCAGCGAAUGAACGCCACGAUGCUGAUGGAGGAUGUGGGAGUGCUUACGAAGCCGGUGGUGGAACCGGGACAGAAAACGAUCGGACGGCUAGAGAUUGAGAGGUUGAUGAGGACGGCCAUCGAAGGAGAGGAAGGAAAAGCGUGUAGACGGAAGGCUAAAGAAUUAAAAGAAAGCGCAGGGAAAACCUUGAGUAUCGGUGGUGCUUCUUACGAAUCACUAUCUCAUCUGGCCAAACAAUGGAAAGCUUAUUAGCAGUACUAUUUGAUAAUAUAAUAAAGGGAAUGUGCACGUACCGUUUGGUUGGUACUAUUUGAUAAUAUUUAUGUUGUGUUUGUCGGCAUGUAUACGAGAAGUGGUUGUUGUGUUUUACGAA